Molecule: messenger RNA, 2234 nt
Organism: Osmerus eperlanus (European smelt)
Lineage: Eukaryota; Metazoa; Chordata; Actinopteri; Osmeriformes; Osmeridae
Product: proton channel OTOP2-like
Exons: 7
Coding region: 334-2133 (599 amino acids)
Biological process (GO): proton transmembrane transport
Cellular component (GO): membrane
Molecular function (GO): proton channel activity
Source: RefSeq, a predicted model, not a curated record
CUGCCAGAAGAAAUUACUCUGUGGUUUGAGAGUUUAAUUACGGAUUUUGUUGUUCCUCUUGCUUACAAUGUAGGCUGAAGGGAUUUAGGAAAACGCUGAUGUUAGUAUUGCUGUAACUAUUCAUUUAUAUUACUUGUGCUAUUCCUGGCUUUGAAAUGACACCAACCAUGUCCUGACAUAAAGGCCUGCAGUAUUUGGUAGAAUAGCUGCUUUUGUCUCUUAAAGAAGUAGGGUAUGCACCUUCUUUUCUCUUAUUGGCAGUGGAGGAUGUCAUUUUAAAGUACUCAUAGUUGGUGGAUGAAAUAAAUAUUGGUGUAUGGUGUGUCUGCUUCGAUGUUGUUCCUGACUGAACCUUGUUCUUACCCUGAAUUCCGAUUACCAGUCAUAGUUGACUGGGCACACCAGGGGUCAGGAAUGGAUUUGAAAGCCAUGACAGCCGAGGUGCUAAGGACGUGUAGAACUCUUGUCGGCAGGACGUGCGUAGGUGGAAGCGAGGUGGUUCAGGCUAAUCUGUCCGACGUUAUCGUGGAGGUGCCGGAGAGUUUCCAGAAUGCACCCAGCUUUGGCCAGACCCCCAAUAGGAACAACAGGAGAGAGGGGAGCCAUAAUGUUGAAAGGGUGCUGUCUGGUAUCAUCGCUCUCAACGUUUUGAUUCUGGCUUGUGCAGUGGUCAGUGGCGGUACCGUCAAUGACAAAGCCAUCGGUACCAUUCACCAACAGAUCUUCUUCAUCCUCCUCGUCAGCCUCAGCACUGUCUGGAUGCUCUUUUACACAGUCUACACAUUCAGGAGACAUGGCGCUGUUCUUCAUAAAGAUGUCCAUGCUUUCCCCGUGUGGCUCAGAGGUGGACUUGUGCUGUUUUGUACCUGCAGUCUUGUAAUGGAUGUAUGUAAGAUUGCCAACUAUGUAGGCUAUCUUCACUGUGACUCAGCUGUCGAGAUAGUCUUCCCUGCAGUCCACACAGUAUUUAUACUUGUUCAGACAUACUUCUUUUGGACUCAUGCCAAGGACUGUGUGCAGCUACAAAGGAACAUAACUCGCUGUGGGUUGAUGUUGACCCUAUCUACCAACCUGGUUUUGUGGAUGUCUGCAGUCACUGAAGAAUCCAUACACCAGGCGGGUCUCCCUAUGGAUACAAACACCACAAAUUCCUCUUCUUACAGCAAUUAUGAGGACGCAUGUCAUUGUAGCCAUUCAGCGUGUAGCAUCUUCAAGAAGGUCUCCUUCUACUUGUACCCCUUCAACAUUGAGUACAGUCUGUCUGCCUCUGCUAUGGCCUACGUCAUGUGGAAGAAUGUGGGCCGUAUGUUGGACGAGCACAGCCCCCACGAGCACCGCUUCCACCUCAAAGACGUGUGUCUGGGACCCGUGGCAGGCAUGGUGCUGUUGGUGGUAGGCCUGGCAACGUUCGUAGUGUACGAGGUGGAUGUGGCGAAAGAGGACCAAGGGAAGAGAGACAUGGCGCUGAUGAUGCACUACCUGAUGAACCUGGUGGCCGUGAGCCUCAUGUCCAUCUGUUCUACGGUCGGCUGCGUCAUCUACAGGCUGGACGAGAGGGACCACGUGUCAGGAAAGAACCCCACACGCAGCCUCGACGUGGUGCUGCUGGUGGGGGCCUCCAUGGGCCAGUUCACCAUCAACUACUUCACCAUUGUGGCUGUGGUAGCGUCUGGUGAAAAAGACUCUCUGAAUGCUUUCAGCCUAGCUUGUUCCUUACUGACUGUGGUCCAGCUUGGCUUGCAGAACUUCUUUAUCAUUGUGGGCCUCCACCGUCAGCCAUUCCACCAGGCUAACCCAGUUUCACAGGACACAAACUUGGUGCUGCUUAACACCAACUCUGACACUCUUCCGGUUGCUAACAUGACUAGAAAUGUAUGUUAUGCCCCUCCUCAGCACAGGCUCACCUGGAAGAGAAAACUGUUAAAGGAGAUAUGUGCCUUCCUGCUACUCGCCAACAUCCUUCUCUGGAUCAUGCCUGCGUUUGGUGCUCGUCCCCAGUUUGACCACACGUUUAGGACUGAGUUCUACAGUUUCACCCUCUGGGCUUCUGUUGUGAAUAUUGGACUCCCAUUUGGAAUAUUUUACAGAAUGCACUCAGUUGCCAGUCUCUUUGAGGUCUUCUUGAACUCAUAAGCUUCUUGAACAAGAACAUUUAUAUUUCAAAAUUUGACAAUACAUGUAAUAUUAUUUGUCCUAUUUCAUUUAUACAAUACUUUAAUAAAAUGUAAAACAUU